Messenger RNA from Diaporthe batatas, 4623 nucleotides. Its product is annotated as condensin subunit YCS4. Bases 439 to 4179 code for a protein of 1246 amino acids. Gene Ontology annotation, biological process: mitotic chromosome condensation; mitotic cell cycle; meiotic chromosome condensation. Gene Ontology annotation, molecular function: histone binding. The record is from RefSeq and is a predicted model, not a curated record. The transcript is spliced from 5 exons. Gene Ontology annotation, cellular component: condensed chromosome, centromeric region; nucleus. Lineage: Eukaryota; Fungi; Ascomycota; Sordariomycetes; Diaporthales; Diaporthaceae.
GGGCAAGUGGCCCGUUGCCCAGCACCUUCCAACGGUCCCCCGCGAAGAAAUCCCACCUCCCCUCCCCUGCCAACGCCUGCACCUGCAGUCAACAACAGGCGGGCCCACCCAAGCCGAGUCGCAACAUCCACAUUCCUUUUGCAUCUUGGGACAUUGCCGUCGACACCAAAUCCGGGCGUCCUAUCGAGUGUCGCCGUUGCAGUUGCAGUUGCAUCAACCAGCUGUAUCCAGGUCGCCGUGCCUGCUGCUCCUCUACGAGACUGACUGACUGCACCUUGUCGCAAAUAUUUCCCUUGGCUUCUUCUUCUUGUUGUUGUUUUCUUCAACUCGUUCAACUUCAACUCGUCCGUCUUCCUUCCACUUUUCGAUACCCAAACAAAACGAGACGAGCCUGUUGGUGUGACCAGGCAACAAAGGACACACCCGACCACCGCCACCAUGGACAACGUCAGCUUCGACAUCAACGAGGCGCUCAAGCUCUACAUGAGCGACCCUGCCACGAUCCCCACCGAGCAGGCCGAUGCCGCCCUCUUCGACUGCGAGAACGACCCAGAGAGCCUCACCAACGGCGUCAUAAACCCAGUCCUCAACCCCAUCAUCGAUGCCGUCGCCGAGAACCCCGACGCCAUCACCCGCAGCGCCCACUUCGACUCGCUGCAGUUCCUCCUCAAAUACACUCCGUACCUGCCCACACAUGCGCUGUCCAAGGUCUUCGAUCUCAUCACCUCCGGCCUGUCCACCGAGACCGACAUCAUCCACACCGACCUCGAGUCCGACGAGCAGGACCUCCUGUCGCAUCACAAACACCUGCUCGAGAUCUACGGCUUCCUGCUGCAAUGGACCAUCUCCUGCGUCGAGACAAAGGCCGCCGAGAAGUCCUCGACCGCCCCUGCCGCCCGGGGCAGGAAGCCCAAGGGCAAGAAGGCCGCCGCCGACAAGGAUGCCAACUGGGACAGCGCUGCCCAGCUGCAGAUAGCCCUCGACACCAUGUGCAAGGUGCUGCGCCUGAAGCUGGGCAAAAUCUUCCUGACCACGUCCGAGCGGGACACCUUCAUCGGCCUCAUCACGCGUCCCGUCUACCUGAUCCUCGAGAGCGAGCAGCGGAUCAAGAACACUACCAUUCGGAUGCACGCCUUCAAGGUCCUGUGCAUCGCUGUCAAGCACCACGGACAUGGUUAUGCCGCCCAAAUCUCCAUCGUCCAGAACCUGACCUACUUCGAGCACUUGUCCGAGCCCAUGGCCGAGUUCCUACACAUCCUGGCAGAACAAUACGACUACCCGCAGCUCGGCGAGGAGGUACUGCGUGAGCUCAGUAACAAGGAGUUCAACAGUAAUGACACCCGCGGCCCCAAGUCUGUCUCUACCUUCAUGGUCAAGCUGUCCGAGCUUGCGCCGAGGCUGGUCAUCAAGCAGAUGACCAUGUUGGCCAAGCAGCUUGACAGCGAGUCUUAUACGCUUCGGUGCGCCCUGGUCGAGGUCUGCGGCAACAUGCUCAUCUACUUGAGCAAACAAGAAGAGCGGGGAGAGAACUACAAGUCACAGCUGAAUGCCUUCUUCGACGUCCUGGAGGAGCGAUUCCUCGACAUCAACCCCUACUGCCGCUGCAGGGCAAUCCAGGUCUACGUGAAGCUGUGCGACCUCCAACAAAAGUUCCCCAAGCGGAGGCAGAGGGCCGCCGAGCUGGCGUGCCGGAGCCUUGAAGACAAGAGCAGCAACGUCAGGAGGAACGCCAUCAAGCUGCUGGGAUGCCUCAUCAAGACCCACCCCUUCACCGUCAUGCAUGGCCACCAGCUCGCCCGCAAGGACUGGCAGGAGCGCCUCGACAAGGUUGACCAGGAGCUGGAUGCCCUCAAGCCCCCGGCCGGGGCCCCUGAUAUGGACAGUCAGGGCAGGGCCGACGUCACGGUGGACGAACAGCUGCUCGACGAGGCAACACAGGUCGAGCCGUCCCCGCAGAAGAACAACCCCGACGAGAUGACCGAGGAAGAGAAGGCCGCUGCGAUCCAGAAGGUCCAGGAGGCUGCCGCGACCUCGGAGGCCAUCGAGAAGCUCACACUCACCCGACGCUACUAUACCGAAGCACUCAAGUUCAUCGAUGUCCUGCACGAGUCUACUGGUACCGUCUGCCAGCUUCUUGGGUCCAAGAACAAGAGCGAGGUGAUCGAGGCAAUGGACUACUUCGAGAUUGGCGACGCCUAUAACAUCGAGCAGAACAAGGUGGGCAUCCGCCGAAUGCUCAGGCUGAUCUGGACCAAGGGCAACAGCGACGAAGGAAAGGGCGUCCAGGCACACCUCAUCGAGUGCUACAAGCGUCUAUUCUUCGAGGCCCCAGACUCUUUCAGCGCCAACGAUGCGGCCAACUUCAUUGCCCGCAACAUGAUCAGCUUGACCUUUGGGGCCACGCCGGCAGAGCUGACAUCCCUCGAGCAGCUGCUGGCAACCAUGAUGAAGCAGGGCAUGAUCCCAGAUCUUGUCAUCUCGAAGCUCUGGCAGGUCUACGGCGUGCAGAGGCGCGAGAUAUCCAGGACGCAGAGAAGAGGCGCCAUCAUCGUGUUGGGCAUGUUGGCGACUGCCAACCCCGAGAUCGUGGUCAGCGACAUGGAAACCAUGCUCCGCACUGGCCUUGGGCCGCAUGGGCGCGGCGACCUCCAGCUCGCCAAGUACACGUGCAUCGCACUCCGCCGCCUCAACCCGAUCGGCCGACAGGCUAAGGAGUCUGGCGUCAAGUUCUCGCGGCUUCCGAACCAGCACGCUGUCCUCCAGAAGCUCGCCGCCAUCACCGACGUUCCCUCUGAGAACGAGGAGUGGUACGGCGUUGCUGAGCAGGCCAUCAAUGCGAUCUACGCCAUCUCCAAGCAUCCCGACGUACUCUGUUCCGAGAUCAUCCGCCACAAGACGAAGGCGGUCUUCAGUGGUCGACCCCGCUCGAACUCCAACGACAGACCUGCAUCUAGGGACUCGCAGAAGUCGGCACAGAGCAAACACUCGGCCAAGGUAGAGGGGGAAGAGGGCGACGAGGAUAUCGAAAUGGACGGUGCCGAGGCCACUGUCAUGCCCCCGACGCAACAGCCAGCACCACAGCCGGCGGCCACACAGACAGAGGCGGCUUCGAAGCCCAAGCGCGACAACGCAAUUGCACUGUCCGAGCUCUUAUUCAUCGUUGGACACGUCGCCAUCAAGCAGAUUGUCCAUCUUGAGUUGUGCGAGCUGGACUUCAAGCGCCGCAAGCAGGAGAAGGAGAAGGCCGUUGCCGCUGAGAAGGCAGCCGAGGCCGAGUCGCGCCGCAACAGCAGGAACAACCGGGCAUCGACCAUCGGGACUGUUGCCAACAAGGAUGAGCCGGAGGACGAGCUGGACCUCAUUGGCGGCACGACCGAGGACGACUUCACCGAGGCCAUGCUGCACAUCCGUGAACGGGAACUCCUCUACGGCCAGGACUCGCUGCUGUCCGUGUACGGGGGUCUCGUGAGCGAGAUUUGCGCAAACAACACCAAGUACAAGGACAAGGGCCUGCAGGCGGCGGCGACGCUGUGCCUGGCCAAGCUGAUGUGUGUCAGCGCCGAGUACUGUGAGGCCAACCUGCCCCUGCUCAUCACCAUCAUGGAGCGGUCUCCCGACGCCACGGUGCGGUCCAACGCUGUCAUCGCUCUGGGUGAUAUGGCGGUGUGCUUCAACCACCUCAUCGACGAGAACACCGACUUCCUGUACCGCCGACUCGCCGACAAGGAUGCCUCGGUCAAGCGCACCUGCCUGAUGACCCUGACCUUCCUGAUCCUGGCUGGACAGGUCAAGGUGAAGGGCCAGCUGGGCGAGAUGGCCAAGUGUAUGGAGGACGAAGACAAGCGCAUCGCGGACCUGGCCAGGAUGUUCUUCACGGAGCUAUCCACCAAGGACAACGCCGUGUACAACCACUUUGUCGACAUGUUCUCCCUGCUGUCGGCGGAGAAGGCGCUCGCGGAGGAGAGCUUCCGGAGGAUCGUCAAGUUCCUGCUUGGCUUCGUGGAGAAGGACAAGCAUGCCAAGCAGCUGGCCGACAAGCUGGCGGCCCGCCUUCCGCGGUGCGACACGGAGCGGCAGUGGAACGACGUGGCGUUUGCGCUGGGGUUGCUGCAACACAAGAACGAGGACAUCACCAAGCUGGUGUCGGAGGGCUUCAAGGUGGUGCAGGCGGCGGCGUAGCAGGCUGAGCUUCCUUCGCGGUGAGGUCGGGUUGCCGGUGUGGGUCUGUGUGUUUGUGUUGUUGACCAGUGUGUAUGUAGCUCAUGGGACAUGGUCCCAGAGAGGCGGCAUUGCGGAUAAAGGCCGGGGCGUUUUGGGUUCGUUCCAACACUGGGUUGGUGGGGUGUGGUAUUCUCUUUGUGGGUUGGUGGAUGAUAGAUAUACUCUAUGCGCUUACGAAGUAAUGUACCUGACACAUGCUGAAGAUUCCGUGGGUGUUGGCGGGUGUGACUAUUCAGACAUUUGCACCAUCCUCACCUGUGCAUCAAUGGGCAUUGAUGCCCCUGACCAGAGGUUUGGUUGUCCCGUAGCUGUUUGUUCGUCCGGGGGUUAUCCCUUAGGAGGUGGUGUGUGAUACACCCUCGGUCAGCAUUCGAGCAUCACGUUACUUUGUUUGUUCUUGUC